UUUUACUGUGUGUGCAUUGGGGGGUUCUGUGCCCUUUGCAAACCUGGUGCUUGUGUGUUAUUAUGCUUUGAGACGUGCACGCAAACCAAACUUUCUGUCGGACACCUACUACCAGCUCCCCCUAUAAUUCAGUUUCAAUCCCGGGACAUUGUAAACACCUUCAUUUGAUCAGUAGAUUUUUUCUUUUGUGUAUUAACCACCUUUGCGCCGUGGGUUUAUUUUCAAGCCACGAAAGAUGUCGGGAAAAUGCGUUUCAAUCGACCUGGUCUCAUAAGUUGGGAUGCGCAAUGUGAGAGGAACUCACUCAUGGACGUCACUGAACUUGCCUAGAGGAGGACGGCCCCAUUGCAUCCCCCUUCUGAACUGACUUCUGUAAAAGUGUCCUCCUCCAGUUAUCGAAGAGAAAACUAGUGGCUGGACCACUGAUAUUGUACUCUACCCAGCACCUGUGAGACCCGCCACCCCUAGCGCCACCAUGCAGACCUCCUCUCUACGUCGGCAGAUGAAAAACAUGGUCAACAACUACUCCGAGGCGGAGAUCAAGGUACGAGAGGCCACCUCGAACGACCCCUGGGGCCCGCCUAGCUCGCUCAUGUCGGAAAUUUCCGACCUCACCUUCAACGUGGUGGCCUUCACCGAGGUUAUGGGAAUGAUCUGGAAGCGCCUCAACGACCACGGCAAGAACUGGCGCCACGUCUACAAGGCCCUCACGCUGAUGGAUUACCUGAUCAAGACGGGCUCGGAGCGCGUGGCCCAGCAGUGCCGGGAGAACAUCUUCACCAUCCAGACUCUGAGAGACUUCCAGUUCACUGACCGGGAUGGACGUGACCAGGGGGUCAAUGUGAGGGAGAAGGCCAAGCAGCUGGUCACCUUGAUGAGGGACGACGACAAGCUGAAGCAGGAGAGGACCCAGGCCUUGAAGACCAAGGAGCGAAUGGCAGGAGCUGCAGCUGGGAUGGGCUCUGGUUCUCUGCCACCCCCGUACCCAGGGCGCCGCACCAGCCAGCCCAGCAUGGCAACUCUGUACGGGGAUGAGUUUGGCCGGUCCAGAGGGUCACCCUCCUCCUUCAACUCCUCCUCCUCUUCUCCUCAUGUAGCCUCCGACCUGGAGCAGGCCCGCCCCCAGACCAGCGGGGAGGAGGAGCUACAGCUGCAGCUGGCCUUGGCCAUGAGCCGAGAAGAGACUGAAAAGCCGCCUCCCCCUCCCGUGGAUAUUGACGAGCAGACACAGCUCCAGAUCGCUAUGAGCCUCAGCAAGGAGGAGGCCCAGAAGCCCGCCCCUCGCCCUCCGGUUGCCUUGGAUAUGGAUGAAGACGCGCAGCUCCAGAUAGCCCUGAGCCUGAGCAAAGAGGAGCACCAGCAGGAGCAACGGAGUCGCCAGGGAGACGAGUCGUUGUUCCAGAAAGCUCUUGAGGAGAGCAAGAAAGAGAUGCAGUCCACUGGAGGCGGGUCGGCCAUGAAGGACCUUGUAGAUGUUUUUGCGGUGGCCUCUGAAGCGUCCCCUAGUCACCCACCCUGGGACCUAUCAGGAGGGGCCGCCCGUCUGCCCAGCUCUGACCCCUGGGACUCCCUGGUGGAUGCACGCUCCUCUGCCUCAGGGAUAGAAAUACCCUGGAUGGCACCUCCAGCUUCCAGCAGCCCAGUUCCUCCCUGGGAGCGCACACGGUCCCCUCCGGAUCCAUGGGAGGCCCCGCACGGUGCACCCAGCCCCAAACCCAACCUCAGUUCUGGCUCCAGCACCCAACCCUGGGCCUCUCCUGCCAACACAGGUGCAUCGGGCGUAGAUCCCUUCACUGGUCCGGCAGCUAAAGUCCCUUCUCGACCUGGGAGCCCCUCGGACGGAGACCUGUUUGAUGAGGCCAUGGACGGGGGUCAAGUGAAUAUGAAUGGGCGAGGUGAGGGCAGUCCAGAGAUCUUUGACCUGUCCCGCCUGGGUGAAAGUCUGGCCGCCCCCAGUCCACGGGCCUGUCGGACGCCUGAGGCCUUCCUGGAUCCCACCGCAGCCUCGCUGGUCAACCUGGACAUCCUGAUCCCUGCUAACCCCCCAGCCAAGACCAAGAACCCCUUCCUGUCAGGACUGAGUGCUCCCUCGGCCACCAACCCAUUCCAAAGUGAACAGCCCCGCCUGACCCUGAAUCAAAUGCGUCCCAGCUCCACCUCCCCAGUGCCUCCAGCCGCCACCCUCCCGUACAGCGCCUCCUUGCCCCUGCCCGCCAGCCACCAGCCUUCCAGUCUGCCCUCCUCCCUCACCCACCCCACCCAGCCCAGCCAGGACAUGCCUGGGAACCUGCCCCAGCCCCUUCUGCCCCUCUUCCAGGCUACAACUCUGAACCAGCAGGCUGACCAGCACAGUCAGAACCCCUUCCUAUGAGGUCCAAAGGGACUGGACCAAAACUCGGAGGGAGAGUGGCGAUACCGUUAGCAUUAGGUUAUGUGGGAAAGACGGUUUCUUCUACAGUUGUAUUGUUGAACCUAACCUCAGACUCAACUGGAACUCUGAACUGAAAUCAUUCAGUUUAGUUUUUUUUUAUAUGGGCCAUGAUACUGUAACCCUUAGAUUGCUGCCUGCUGAACUUUUCUCUCUGUGAUCACACCCUGUCGUGUUCCUUCUGUGUAGGAAGGAGUGACAGAGGAAGGCAUUUAGGCUAGUGUGUGGCAAUAGAGAACAUUGUCAUGUAGAAUCUUGUCAUAAGGCCAAUCCGCAUUUACUUCUGCUACAAGCAUCUGUCCAGUUACAUUCAUUGCUAAAAAGCACAGUUGAAUUAGACAUGUUGAUGCCACAGUACUAGACUAUUGUUUAGUGAGAAAGUGUGGAACUUUUUCUCAACUUCAAGUCACAUGUCCACUCUUCCUGCUUUUCCUGAUUGGACCACAUUGCUCUUGAUCCAGCCACUGAUUGUAUACCAGAUAUGCCUGUUUAUCUGACUGAUGUUCCAGGAAAGCCCUGGGCUAACUCACCUGCCCCUCUGCUGAGCUGCACUGUCAGGUCCACUGGUCCCUCUUCUGUUUGGAAGGACUUACUACUGACGACACAAUGCAUAGAGGCCUGCCAACAAACCCAUCCAGAUAAUGACACAUGGUUUUAAUUCCCUUUGUUGCAGUAAAAUUGCUCACUCAAAGGACUUGGUGGAUUGUUGCUCGAAGAGUACUGGUGAGGAAGAGGCUGAAGUUUGCUUCUAUUAUAAUAGACUGGGACUGUGGGGUAAAGUAAAUAUACAUUGGGUAUUUUCAAGCAAGAGGCAACUUCAUAGAAUUUUAGAAAAAUCUGGAUUUUUAAAUUGCUUGUUGCUUGUGAAACACUGAUUCUCAUGAAAUAUAAUGGCUAUAAUUAACCAAUAUGUGCAAUUCAUUGUUUAUUUUGACAUCUUUUCAUUAUUUGCUUUGCUUUGCUAACAUUUAUUUUCACCAUUCAAUAUAACAUGUACAAAACCUUGUUUAUGACAUCACUAUUUAUUUACAAAUACUUCAUAAAACAUGAACAAGCACAAUUAAAUAUGUAGAGUGUUGCCCCCUGCAGGCCAGCAGUGACAAUGCAUGUAUUGUUAAUUUCUUUUUAAUGCCCCAGACCAAAAUACUUUGGUCAUACACCUGUUCAUAAUUGUUAUGUACAUCCCUCAUGUGUAAUACAGGUGUAUAAUGUAUGGAUAAUACCAUAAUUUGCCUGCUGGAAUAUGACUAGAAUAGGAUAUGGCAUCAAAUGGCAGUGUUUUAAAUCACCAUAAUCGCAUAAAAAGUACAAGAUACAAGGCAAUGAUA
This is a messenger RNA of Osmerus eperlanus (European smelt), 3756 nucleotides long. RefSeq names its product epsin 3a (gene epn3a). NCBI's taxonomy places the organism in Eukaryota, Metazoa, Chordata, Actinopteri, Osmeriformes, Osmeridae. Gene Ontology annotation, biological process: endocytosis. Gene Ontology annotation, cellular component: endosome; clathrin vesicle coat; plasma membrane. The transcript has 11 exons. Gene Ontology annotation, molecular function: phospholipid binding; clathrin binding. The record is from RefSeq and is a predicted model, not a curated record. Bases 476 to 2371 code for a protein of 631 amino acids.